Musca domestica (house fly) is the source of this 7196-nucleotide messenger RNA. RefSeq names its product zinc transporter ttm-1. Gene Ontology annotation, cellular component: plasma membrane. The transcript is spliced from 10 exons. The record is from RefSeq and is a predicted model, not a curated record. The coding region runs from base 635 to 2329 and encodes 564 amino acids. Gene Ontology annotation, biological process: response to zinc ion; zinc ion transmembrane transport. Gene Ontology annotation, molecular function: zinc ion transmembrane transporter activity. NCBI's taxonomy places the organism in Eukaryota, Metazoa, Arthropoda, Insecta, Diptera, Muscidae.
AAUGUGAACGCGCCAGGGUGUGAUCACCCAUUCGAUUGUUUUGUAUUCGUUUUUUUUUAUAUUUUGUUCAUUGUCGUAAAUCGUUAAAGUGCCGACAUACAUACAUACAUCAAAACAAAUGUAAUUAACUCGGUGUGAUUAAGUGAUAAAAGGACUAUAUUCACUUUUAUAUUGGCGGGCACUCAGUGAUCAACAAAGCAUUUUCGUAAUCGUGUGAUUUGGGAAUUUGGAAGCCCUUCACGACUGUUUAUCGGUUAUUUUGCGUAAACAAUAAAAGUGUCGUUAUGCUUCACAGUAGUAUGAUAAUGAAUUAAUAUGAAAAUUGUUAACAUGAAUUACACUGGUUAACAAAAUUGAAACCACGAUGAAAAUACAAAACCAAAAAUUAUAAAAUAAACAACAAACACCAACAGCGUACAACAACAUUAUAACGUUCAAUGUAAAUGACGAUAAUAUAAAUAAACAUACAGCAACAAAAUAAUUAACUUGCCGAUAAAUUACCAGUGUAAAUUAAUAAAAUUGUUAACGUCAAUAAUCAAAUAAAUGAGGAAAACACGAAAUAUCCAAGCAUUUACAACGUCUACAACUAGAACAUCGAAAUUGUGUGGAUCGGCAACCCAAGCAACACGCCAUCAUGUCAAAGUACCAGAAAUUAUCAAACAACGAUUCUACGGCAACACUGACAGACGACGAGAACUUUGCGAUAUUCCCCACCAGUGAUGAUGAUGAUGAUCGCCGUCGUCGUCAUCGUCACAACGAUGACAACAGCCAUUAUCAGGUGGAAGAUCUCAUUCAGUACAACGACACCGUCGACCGGGAACGUAAUGCAAACAACAUGAACAACAAAAACAGUACCAGACACCCCACAAGCAACAACAACAGUGCCAAACAUAUGAAUGGCAUCGCUACCUAUAGGAAUACAACUAUUAAUGACAGCGGGGACAGCAGCGGCAGCAAUAAUUUAAUUAUUGCAGGGCUCGACUUUGACGACAACACAAUGGAAAUACCACUACUUCAACGCAGUACCGUCGAUGCUGACAACUGUAUCAACAACAACAACAGUAAUCACUUUGAAAGCUACAAUAAAAAGGAUGAUUUGGAAUACGGUUGCCUGUGCCAACAAAAAGGAUUUGCAUCCAACCUCAGCAGCAAUUCCACUAAGACCGCUAAAUCAAAAAUCCUCUGGGCCGUCGGUAUGUGUUGCAUAUUUAUGAUUGUUGAAUUCCUGGGUGGCUACAUUGCCGGAAGCUUAGCCAUUAUGACGGAUGCCGCACAUUUAGCAUCAGAUUGCAUUAGUUUCGUUAUUGGUCUGGUAGCAAUCUGCCUGGGCAGCCGACCACCGGAUGCAAAAAUGUCAUUUGGAUACAAACGCUUAGAGGUUAUGGGCGCGUUAGCAUCGAUCCUGGGCAUUUGGAUUUUAACCGCAACUUUGGUUUUGGUUGCCGUUCAACGCAUCUAUGCCAACGACUAUGACUUGGAUGCCAACACCAUGAUGGUCAUUUCUGGCAUUGGAAUUUUAAUUAAUAUCAUUAUGAUUUCCAUUUUACACACUUCGUCGACUGAACUGCCGGAAGGUGGCAUAGGUGCAGCUCAUGGCCACAGUCAUAGUCACAACCAUGGCCACAAACAUAGCCAUAAUCACCAUCACGGUCAUAGUCACAACACUUCGCAGAUCCAUUCGCCGGAUUUACAGCGACAUCAACACCGACACAGUCUUGAUGGUAGCCAUGUGGACUUGGAGCAUUCAAUGGCAUCAGCAGAGAGGAGAGAUUCACUUUUUUCCACUGUCGUUGACAGUGCAGGAGCAACAUCAAUAGAGCAGCGGCCUUUGCCAUUGGUUCAAAACGGAAAUGGCUUGAAACACCAACAAGAUGGAAACGAGAAAAAUCUCAAUCUGAGAGCGGCAAUGAUUCACGCAAUUGGUGACCUGGUGCAAAGUUCUGGAGUCUUCAUAGCCUCAAUAUUUAUAAAAAUAUAUCCUAAGGCGGAGAUUCUCGACCCUCUAUGUACAAUAUUGUUUUCAAUAAUUGUCAUAAUGACAACAAUAAACCUUUUUAAGGAGUCAAUCUACAUAUUAUUGGAUUCAGUACCUCAGAGAGUAUCAUUGAAUGAUCUCGAAAUGGAUUUACUCAAUAUCGAAGGAGUCAAAUCUGUUCAUCACCUAAACAUCUGGAAUCAUACCUCCAAUUAUAGUAUUUUAAUGGUUCACUUAGUCAUAGAUUUUCUAGCCGACAGCAACACGGUCCUAGAGAAGGCCACACAAUUGGCCAGCAAUUCAAAGUACAAAAUUAAACAUAGCACCAUACAAAUAGAACGUGUUACCUCAUAAUUGAUGUUGUUAUAGACACAGCAAGUACAUGUGGCCUGAUGCCAUUAUGUAUGUGUUAGCAUCCCGUCAUUUUUGAGCAAGCAGAUGAAUGAAUUGUACAGAAACCCAAAAUUAUCCAGUGGGUUAGGAAAAUGCUGACUGGUAUCUCUAUUCACCGCUUGUUCAAAAUUAAAACCAAAGGAAACUAUUUUAGGAAAUUUACGCCUAAGUCAUCAAUAUACGUACAUAUGUUAUUUAAUUGUUAAAACAGACUGGUUAAUAGACAAUGAAUUUUAAAUAUAUAUUUUUUAUAAUGUCAUAUAAUAUAAGAACGUGACUGAAAUACAUACAUGCACUCUAAAGAAAAAAGACAAAUAAAAACACUUUAAUACAAAAAUGCAGCUAAGUUUGGCCGGGCCGUACUUUUAAUUUUAUUUUAUUUUCCUUUUUGGAACAAAUUUUGGAAAUUAAGAAAAAAAAUAUGUAUAAAAUCCGUUUAAAAUUCUGUUAAAAUCUUAAAAAUACCGAAUAUAGCCGUUUUAUUGGGGUCUAUACGAAAACGUGGACAUGCAUAAGCAACUUUUGUCAUAAGCCAUUACAAUAUUCAAAUACGAAACAUUAAAAAAUGUAAAAAAGCAGUAAGUUCGGCCGGGCCGGACUUUGAAUAUCCUCCACCAUUUGGAACGAAUUAGGAAAUUUUCAAAAAAAUUAAAUCAAUUAAAAAUUCUCUUAAAAUCGUAAAAAUACCGAAUAUCGUAAGUUGCCGAUAUAUUGGGGUUAUAUACAAUAUUGUGGACCUAUAGAGACAAAUCUACGUCUGAAAAGUACUCACAAUGAACUUCUUGUGUGGAAUUUCAGACAAUUCCAUUGAGAAAUGUGGUUAAAAUCAUCAAAAUACCGAAUAUCGGGGGUACCGUUAUAUGGGGGCUAUACGACAUCGUGGACCACUAUGGACAAUUAUCUUGCAGGGGGUGAAAUACCCACAAGGAUCUCCUUGUGUGGACUUUCAGACAAUUCCAUUGAAAAAUGUGGCUAAAAUCAUCAAAAUACACGACAUCGUGGACCACUAUUGACAAUUAUCUUGCAGGGGGUGAAAUACCCACAAUGAACUUCUUGUGUGGAAUUUCAGACAAUUCCAUUGAGAAAUGUGGUUAAAAUCAUCAAAAUACCGAAUAUCGGGGGUACCGUUAUAUGGGGGCUAUACGACAUCGUGGACCACUAUGGACAAUUAUCUUGCAGGGGGUGAAAUACCCACAAGGAUCUCCUUGUGUGGACUUUCAGACAAUUCCAUUGAAAAAUGUGGCUAAAAUCAUCAAAAUACACGACAUCGUGGACCACUAUAGACAAUUAUCUUGCAGGGGGUGAAAUACCCACAAUGAACUUCUUGUGUGGAAUUUCAGACAAUUCCAUUGAGAAAUGUGGUUAAAAUCAUCAAAAUACCGAAUAUCGGGGGUACCGUUAUAUGGGGGCUAUACGACAUCGUGGACCACUAUGGACAAUUAUCUUGCAGGGGGUGAAAUACCCACAAGGAUCUCCUUGUGUGGACUUUCAGACAAUUCCAUUGAAAAAUGUGGCUAAAAUCAUCAAAAUACACGACAUCGUGGACCACUACAGACAAUUAUCUUGCAGGGGGUGAAAUACCCACAAUGAACUUCUUGUGUGGAAUUUCAGACAAUUCCAUUGAGAAAUGUGGUUAAAAUCAUCAAAAUACCGAAUAUCGGGGGUACCGUUAUAUGGGGGCUAUACGAUAUCGUGUACCUAUAUAGACAAUUCUCUUUCAGGGGGUAAAGUGCUCACAAGGAACUCCUUGUGUAGAAUUUCAGACAAUUCCGUUGAAAUAUGUGGCUAAAAUCAUCAAAAUACCGAAUAUCGAGGGGUACCGUUAUAUGGGAGCUAUACGAUAUUGUAGACCGAUGUAGUCCAUCUUCGAACUUGACCUGCCUGCAGACAAAAGACAGAUCUGUGCAAAAAUUUUAGCUUCCUAUCUUUAUUCGUUUUGACUGUAGCGUGAUUACAAUAGACGGACGGACAGGGCUACAUCUUCUUAGAAUUUUACGCUGAUCAAGAAUAUAUAUACUUUGUUGGGUCUAAAAUUAUUAUUUCGAUGAGUUACAAACGGAAUGACGAACUUAAUAUACCCUACAUACUAUGUAUGGUGGAGGGUAUAAAAAAUGCGGUGAACAAUGUAGGUACCGUCAUAUUGGGGCUACACUAAGACCUGGACAUGCAUAGACAAUUUUCUGCCUAUUAGGAACUUCAAAUACGAAAUUUCAAGCAAUUUCGGUGAAUAUUGUACCUAAAAUAUCAAAAUAUCGGGUGGUUUUUUUUAGAACUAACGGGAUAUUAUACAAAAUUUGUUAAAGACUACGCAAAAGUAGCACAACCCAUUACAAAAUACCUAAAAAAGGGAAUAAAAAUUAAUACCAAAGAUCCAACAUAUAUUGAAAUUAAAGUUACUUAUCAACUCACGUCCAAUUUUUAGAUAUCCUAAUUUUGAGAAAAAGUUUACAUUAACUACAGAUGCAUCAAAUUAUGCAAUUACAAAAUACCUAAAAAGGGAAUAAAAAUUAAUACCAAAGAUCCAACAUAUAUUGAAGCCUAUUGAAAUUAAAGUUGCUUAUCAGCUCACGUCCAAUUUUGAGAUAUCCCAAUUUUGAGAAAAAGUUUACAUUAACUACAGAUGCAUCAAAUUAUGCAAUUGGCGCUGUUCUUUCACUAGAAGGACAUCCAUUUUGUUUUGUAUCUAGGACAUUAAAUAACCAUGAAAGAAAUUACUCAGCGACUGGUAAAAAAAAUUCUUAGCUAUACUAUGGAGCGUAAAUUAUUUAAGACUGUACUUAUAUGGAAGGAAAUUUUAAAUAUUAACAGAUCAUCAACCAAUCAAAUAUUUACAUUCUAAAUAUAAAGGAAAAGACAUCUCUCCAAGACAUCAAAGAUGGUUACUUAAGUUAGGAGAAUAUGACUUCAACAUAGAUUAUAUUAAAGGAAAAGAAAAUAACGUAGCAGAUUUUUUAAGUAGAAUUGAACAAAACAAAGAUAUUAACAAUGAAGAGCAUGAUGAAAUAUCAUCACAAACACAUGAUGAAAUAGAUAUAGAAACAAUUGAGAAUAUAAUAAAUGCUGUAGAAGAAAAUUUAACCUUAGUAACAGUUCAUUCAGCCGAAGAAAAUUUAAUGAAUCAUUUUGCUAUAAAGGAAGAUAUAGUUAAUAAAUAUAGGACUCAACUGAUUAUCACUAAUAAUAAAACGGAAGAAUUAAAAACUAUCCAUGGAAAGAAAAUAAUUUUCAUAUCAGAAUCAGAUUUUGAAAUAAUGGGUGAAAUAUUUAGGAAAUAUGUAACAAAAGGAAAGGUAGGAAUUUAUUCUGAAUUAAGCUAUUCUAAAUGCAAUAUUGUACAACAAAAAUUAAUAGAUAUGUUUUCAAAUAAUACGCAGUUAAAAUUCGAAAAAUUUACAAUGAGAGCACAAGAUAUUGAAACUGAAGUCGAAGCCAUAAAACAAAUAUCUUUAUACCAUAUUAGAGAAAGUAUACAUUCUGGAAUUAUUGAGACAUACAAUAAUAUUAAAACUAAAAUAUAUCAUCCAAAAUUACAAGAAUUAAUACAAGUUGUAAUAAAUCAAUGUGAUAUAUGUCAAGAAGUAAAAUACGAUAGGCAUCCCAUUAAAGCAAAAUUUAAUAAAACAGAAACUCCUACUAAAAAUGAAAUUAUUUAUAUGGAUACCAACGUAAUGAAAGGAUUCCAUUUCCUUUCAAUAUUAUACACAAAAUGAUAGAAAUAUUGUAACCAUUAUAGAAAAAUUAGAGGAACAUUUUAUAAGAAUAGGUAAACCAAAAAAGAUAGUAGCAGAUAAUGAAUUUAAUUCCAUAAGAUUAAAAGAAUUUUUACAAAAUGAGAGCAUCUUACAAAGCCAAACAGUCAUACAGGAAAUGCAGACAUAGAGCGUCUACAUAAUACAAUUGCAGAAAAAUUUUGGAAUCUUAUACAAAUGAAAUAAAGACAUACCAAUUAGACAACUUAUUCAAAGAGCAAUUAGAAAUUAUAAUGAGAGAUAUCAUUCGGUAACAAAAUAUCCACCUAAAGAGAUCCAACAUGAGAAAGUCGAUAAAAUGAAAGUAAAAAAGAAUAUUGAAGACAAUAAAAUUAAAACAAUAGAUAAAUUAAACAGAUCUAGGAAAGAAUAUAUAGAAAAUAGAAAAGGAUACAUAAAGAAAUAUAAAGCACUCAGACAUAAAGAGCAACCUAAAUAUAAAAAAGCAGAAUUAAAAAAUAUUCAUCCUAUCAAUAUUAAACGACCAUUAAAAUUUACAGAUCUGGGUAAUCCUAAUAAUAAUGACCCUGACACCAACAAUACAAACAACAAUGACAACAACACAUUUGACUGAACAAUCUGGAUAUAUAGACAUUAGUAAAAAACCACAAGACAUAGUAAAGGAAACUGAUAUACUAGUACAUAUAAUAAAUUUAGAAGAAAUUGAAAACAUUGUAGAACAAAUGAAAGAAAAUAUUAUACAGUAACUUAAUACAAGUUCCUGUCUGUUUCGAAACACACUUUUACUAAUUUAGCAAAAUAAGCAAAUUUAGCGAAUUAACUACUUGUUUGUGCCUAACGACUGCAUUAGCUUCACUUGUGCAUGCAUGUUGUUGUUAGCUGUUUAUGCCAGUUAACAUUAAAAAUAUUAACAUUUCUUGUAAUAAACAAAAAUAAGCAUUUCCCACAAUACUUGCAUUAACACGAGCAUCCGUUCUUAUAUCUGUUCUCACCAAAAUUUGCUGACACCAUGUCUGCUAUCACAUCAGGUGAUUUCUUUGUAAUUUAAGUAAACAUAAUCAUAACCAUAAUGACAAAUGUAACUAUAAGUUUAUUUCAGUUGUUAAAUAUAAAUCAAU